CAAGAUGGCGGACGAUAACAGCUUGGAUCUACUUGUGGUUAUUUUUGAUGCCAAUCCUGUCUGGUGGGGAAGAGUUUUUGCCGAAAAAAGUCAAGAACAGAUAACACUGACUAGUUGUGUGGAUAGCAUGAUUGUAAUGUGCAAUGCUCACUUAAUGAUGAAGCAGUCGAAUACACUGGCAUUUAUUGCAUCAAAUACUAGACAAAGCAAAUUCCUAUUUCCAAAAGAAUCCCUUCAAGAGAUGCACACUAUUGAAGAAUCAAGAAGUGUUCCUUCAGAUAGCAGAUGUGAAAAAUUUGUACAAAUGGAUGACUUAAUUGUUUCAGAAAUAAAAGAAUUGAUUGGUAAUUCUGAAAUACCAGCACAAGAAAACCCUGUUCAUAGCAAUCCUCCGUCUGCUCUCCCAAGUGCACUUUGCAUGGCUCUUUGCUACAUUCACAGAAAGGAAAAGGAAUGUCCAGUUGGUUUAAAGUUAAAGCCAAGAAUUAUGGUCGUCAAGGCAUCACCAGAUAAUGCAUCCCAGUACUUAACAAUUAUGAACUGUAUAUUUGGUGCUCAAAAAAGUAAUGUCAUAAUCGAUGCCUGUGCUUUAUAUCAGAAUUCAGGAUUUCUUCAACAGGCAGCUGACAUAACUGGAGGAGUAUAUUUAAAAAUAGAAAACACUUUGUCAAUAUUAGAACAUUUAUUGUGGCUAUACUUACCAGGACAAGGUACCCGAGAUAUGCUUAUCCUUCCCUCCUCACAACACAUUGAUUAUCGAGCAGCUUGUUUCUGUCAUCGGAAGCUUGUUGACAUUGGAUAUGUUUGUUCUGUUUGUCUAUCAAUUUAUUGUCAGUUCAUCCCAAGAUGCAUUACAUGCCAGACUCUAUUCAAACUACCAUUACCACCUCCAUUACAACGAUCAAAGAAAAAGAAGAAAUAAAGACAAAAUCUAGAAAUGUUAUAUAUAAAUUAUUUUGCAUAAAUUUUUGUAGAAAACAUGUUGGUUUAAACUAAUUUUUUACAAUAUAAAUUUACUAAUACCUCGACAAUUUUUUGUUUGAUACAAUGAUACAAAAUGUUUCAUUAUAAGAUUUACAAAUGACAUUCAAGUUACUAUUCUAUCCGAGAUAUCUCUAAUGAGAAUGUGAUAAAGUGGGCGCUUCGUAACGGUGCAGUGACGUAACGGUGCAGUGACGUAACAGUUAAAUAGCUUCCUCAUUCUUUCAUGCUUUUUUGUCCAAUCACAACGACUGGCUGACUAUAAAUCCUUUACCUCCCUCCUGAAAUCCAGAACUAAUCAAGAACUAUCCAUGUCUUGAAAUAAAGCUAAGGCAGAGUU
Molecule: messenger RNA, 1321 nt
Organism: Actinia tenebrosa (Australian red waratah sea anemone)
Lineage: Eukaryota; Metazoa; Cnidaria; Anthozoa; Actiniaria; Actiniidae
Product: general transcription factor IIH subunit 3
Biological process (GO): nucleotide-excision repair; regulation of DNA-templated transcription
Cellular component (GO): transcription factor TFIIH core complex; transcription factor TFIIH holo complex
Source: RefSeq, a predicted model, not a curated record